AUGGCGUGGGUGAGCUUUCCCAACCAGGAACAGUUGUGCCAUUCUGUUCUGGCAGGAGACACUCCGGAGCACAUCGGUGGCACCACGCUGUUCGGGGACAAUGUGGAGGACGAGUGGUUCAUCGUGUACCUCGUGCGGGAGAUCAGCCGCGCCUUCCCGGAGCUGGUGGCCAGGAUCGAUGACAACGAUGGGGAGUUCCUGCUGAUCGAGGCGGCCGAUUUCCUCCCGAAGUGGCUGAGUCCUGAGAACAGCGAGAACAGGGUGUUCUUUUACAAGGGAGAGCUACACAUCAUUCCGCUGUCAGAGACAGAAGAGCAGCAGUGGGAGGAGCUGCCUGCUGAAAGCCUCACCAUCUCAGAAGCAUUGGCACUGUUACCUGCCCAUUCAGAGGAGUUCCUGGCUGCAGAACCCAUUCGAAGAGCUGUGUAUAAACGUAUCAAUGGAUAUCCUGAGAAAAUCCAGGCCUCUUAUCACCGAGCACACUGCUACCUCCCAGCAGGCAUCGUGGCAGUGUUGAAGCAGCGCCCGUCGUUGGUGGCUGCAGCAGUCCAGGCCUUCUACCUGCGGGAUCCCACCGAUCUGAGGGCAUGUCGCUCUUUUCACACCUUCCCUCCGGAGGAGCGUGUGAUGACCACGGUUACAUUCACCAAGUGUUUGUAUGCACAGCUCGUGCAGCAGAAGUUUGCUCCAGACAGGCGCAGUGGAUACACGCUGCCCCCUCCAUCCCACCCACAGUACAAAGCCCACGAGCUGGGCAUGAAGCUGGCUCAUGGCUUUGAAAUUUUGUGCUCCAAAUGCAGUAAAGUUUCUCCUGAUCUGGAGAGAAAGGAGUUCAGGGGUCCCCUGUGGGAGAGGUACCUCCGCAGCCUGAAGGAAAAAGAUUAUUUUAAGGGAGAAAUGGAAGGCUCUGCAAAGUACUUGGAACUGUUGCGUAUGGCAGAACAUUACUUCCAGCAAUCUGUUAACAAGCCAGAAAGCUCUGUUGAAAUGAGUCCCGGCGAUGAAAUCUUGACAUUGCUACGGACAACAACGUUUGAUGUGAAGGAGUUCGAGAGAGAAGCAACUUGUCUUCCUCCAGAGGAUGAUGACAGUUGGCUGGAGAUUUCUCCUGAUGCUUUGGAUCAGAUGCUGAAGGAGGCAACAGGUGAAUCCCACCCUUCCUCAAACGAAGAAGAGCAGAAAUAUGACUUGGAAGCAGUUGCUGAAAGUAUGAAGGCUUUUGUGUCCAAAGUCUCAACGCACAAAGGAGCAGAAAUGCCAUGGUCAUCUGAUGAAACCAACGUUACCUUUGAUGUAGACUCUUUUACAAAAGCAUUAGACAGAAUUUUGGGGGCAGAUUCAGAAGAGCUGGAUUCUGAUGAUCUGGAUGAAGAGGAGGAGUUUAACUUCUCAGAUGAGGAUGAUGAUGACCUAGAUGCUGAAAAUCAAAGGGAAGACGAGGAGGUAUCACCUAAGGAACUUAUAGGCAGUCUUAAGUCAUACAUGGAUGAAAUGGAUCGUGAACUGGCACAAACCAACGUUGGGAAAAGUUUUACCACUCAGAAGAAAGGGGCAAAUUCUGCUAAAGCAACUACAUCUCAAAAUGCUGGCCUUGAUUCUGAAGAGGAGUAUGCUGAGGUGACACCAGUUGAUGUGGAUAUGAACCUAGUAACUAACCUGCUUGAAUCUUACAGUGCUCAGGCUGGACUGGCAGGACCCACCUCUAACAUUUUACAGAGCAUGGGGGUGUAUUUACCUGAAAAUACAGAUCGUAUUGGUUCUAGUGAGGGUGCAGCAGAAUAAGAGACUCUCUUAAUUCAGAAGACGUGGCUGAUUGGGAAAAGAGACACAGACAAAGUAGCAGCAUUUGGAAGAAGAGAUGAGAUUUGAAUUUAAAGCAUUUUAUACAUGUGCUUUGUGUGGCUUUAAAGACGUAAAGUGAAUUUACCUGGAAAUGCUGUCUACCUGGAAAUCCUGUCUUUGACAGGAUUAGGAGUUCUCCAGUUAUGUUUUCAGAGCACUGCAAAAUGAUGCUGUGAUGUGAAUGAAGACAAAACAUUUCUUUAAAGCUGGCAUUCCAAUCUGCUGUAUUUCUGAAAUGUCCUUUACCCAUAGCAAAGUGCUGCCACUAUCUGAAAAAAGCUGCUGCAUUUGGGGGGAGGCAGAGGAAUACCAUGCUGGAGAGGCAGCGUUCUCUUGUGUGGAUUUGGGAAUGCUGAUCCGAUGUUCAUCAGACAUUUGAAUACUUUUCCAAAAGUACAAAUGCUGCAUUGUAAGAACUUUUGAUAAUUGCUAUAAGAAUAUUUUGUGUUGUACUAAUUAGAAGUACUUGAUGAUGAGUGAUCUGAUAGAAUAUGUAAAUAUCGCUAUCUUUUUUGAAUUUAUUUAAAAUAAAAGCAGUAGUCCAACUAGA
This is a messenger RNA of Meleagris gallopavo (turkey), 2392 nucleotides long. Lineage: Eukaryota; Metazoa; Chordata; Aves; Galliformes; Phasianidae. The record is from RefSeq and is a predicted model, not a curated record.